AUGUUGUACUGUUUCAGUACUGUUACAGAACUUGAGCACGAGGUUCAUGUCAAGAAGGUAUUAGAACGGUUACGUAAAGCCGGAUUGCAGGCAGCCAUCCACAAUCGUAUAGCAGCGCUCCUAUAUCGACUCACGCGGUUAGAUGUCCCAUUUGUGUGGGGAGCAGCCUGUCAGGAAGCUUUUGAUCGACUGAAGGUGUAUCUUGUCAGCGCUCCUGUACUAGCUCAUUACCGUCCGGAGUUGCCCACUCGUGUGGAAACGGAUGCAUCAGACGGAGUGGUCGAGGUAGUAUUAUCUCAAUUACAGGAUGAUGGAGAAUGGCAUCCAGUGGCUUACUACUCUCAUACGAUGAUCCCAGCUGAGCAGAAUUACGACAUCCACGACAAGGAAAUGCUGGCCAAUGUAAAGGCUUUGGAAGAGUGGAGGCCCAAGCUGGUGGGACUGCAGCACACCCUGACGCGCCGAGAGGGAGCCGAUCGAGAAAAUAAUCUCGAACAUCGCCAUCAGACCCUCCUUCCCCGUGAGGUAUUAGACUCGGAGAUCGUGCAAGAGCUAGGAAUACCGGGGAUAGCAGCUAUGGACGCGUCGGUCGACAUUAUCUCGAGAGUGAUCUUAACGAACCGUGACGCGGCCGCGUCGGACGUUUAUCAGACGUUGGUUGAGAAGCACAAGGAUUGGUCUAUAUCUGACGGCAGAUUGCUUUAUCAAGAUCGAUUGUAUGUGCCGGAUAGUGGUGACUUGAGAGCUAGGUUGUUGGAUGAGGUCCAUAGGCAGCCGUCAAUAGCGCACCCUGGAAAGAACAAAAUGAAGGAGUUGGUCAAGGAACGCUUUUAUUGGGAGACCUGGAGCACGAAUGUUGACCGUUAUGUGGAUAACUGCAUGACGUGCAAGCGCACGAAUACCCGGCGGGACUUCCCUCCUGGGUUGCUUCAACCUUUACCAGUUCCUACGAGGCCUUGGCAACACGUUUCUAUGGAUUUUAUGACGUAUCCUGCCGACAAGACAAUAUCCGGUGUCAAUACCGUGCCACAAGACUGUCACCGCACGGGACUUGGCCAGCUUUGGGUGAAGCACUUGUAUCGACGUACGGGAGCUCCGGAUACCAUCGUGUCAGACCGAGGACUGCAGUUCAUUUCUGAAUUCUGGGGUGAAGUCUGCAAGAUAUUGGGAAUCAAGAUUGUGUUGUCGACAGCAAACCAUGCACAGACAGACGGUCAAACGGAGAUCGCGAAUCAGUAUCUAUCCCAGAGACUCCAUCCUUACGCAGAAGGACCGUUUACGAUUAUCGAGAAGGUUGGGAACUCGUUCAAAUUGGAUUUGCCGGAAGGUCUUAAUGUUCAUCCUAUCUUCUCUCCGGAUAAGCUCCGGUUAGCAUCCCGCUCGGAGCCUUUUCCUGGACAAGUUAUCGAUCCUUCGCCACCGGUUUUGGUGAAUGGAGAGCAAGAAUGGGAGGUUCAGGAGAUCUUGGAUUCCCGCCUCGUUGGAGGAAGCUGUAUUACCGCGUACAGUGGUUAGGUCAUGAUGCCG
Messenger RNA from Talaromyces stipitatus ATCC 10500, 1527 nucleotides. RefSeq names its product retrovirus polyprotein, putative. Gene Ontology annotation, biological process: DNA integration. The transcript is spliced from 5 exons. Bases 1 to 1515 code for a protein of 504 amino acids. Lineage: Eukaryota; Fungi; Ascomycota; Eurotiomycetes; Eurotiales; Trichocomaceae. The record is from RefSeq and is a predicted model, not a curated record. Gene Ontology annotation, molecular function: nucleic acid binding.